CAGCCAUUGGCACUUUUUGCUUGCUUGCCUGCGUGGAAACUCAGCUUUCCCAUGAUUCCAUUGUGCCAGACCGGCGCUGGAUGCACCGGAUACCAAUCACGCGGAUAGUGAAUGAGGCCAACAAAACGAAGCUACCUGCAUUCCAUAGCCGGUCCACAUUGACGGCGUUGCUUUGCCUUUAUACUCCCACCCGUGCGUCCACCAUUGUCCAGAGAGCCAGAGCACAUUCUUAUCCCACAUCAUCCAUCAACUCGGAGCGCAGAUUUUUGGGAACUCGAAGCAGAGCCAGACACAGCACAGCCCAGGAGAAGCGAGCGCAGACGAUGGCGGCGGUGUGGUGGUGGUGGGCGCCGCUGCCGGCGUGGCUGACCUCCAGUGCGUUAUGGUUCCUCGUCGUCAACGCGGUCGUCGCCGCGGUCGCCGUCCUUUCCUCCAGGCCGCUGCCGCUGCAAUCGCCCCGCUGCGGUGCCGGGGUCUCGCUCACGCGGAGGGCCUCGUCCGCGGUGCUGCAGCGCCUCCGCUCCUUCUCCAUCUUCUCCUUCCCCUCCGCCUGCCUCAACUACACCACGCCAUCGACGUUCACGCAGCCUGACGCCGCCACCGCCGCCGCCCAAGAAACAGAGGAGACGUCCAGGACACCGACGACGGCCAAGCCGUCGCCGCGCGCGCUCCCGCUCCCGCUCCCGCCAUCCCCGCUGUCGCCGUCAGUGCGCGCGCCGGCGGCAGACGACGACGUGCCCAGCGGGAUGAGCAUGGACGAGGCCUACGCGCUGGCGCUGGAGGCGCGCCGGCGGCCGGACCGGGAGAGGGAGGAGGAGGCCAGGAGGUCCGAGGUGGACGCCAGGGCCGAGGAGUUCAUCCGCGGCUUCAAGGAGGACCUGCGCCAGCAGCGCCUCAACUCCAUCCUCAACUACACCAAGAUGCUCAAGCAGCGCGCGUUUGGCGGCGGCGCCGGCGCCGGCGCCCGCCGGCAGCCGGAUGCCCGGCCAGAUCAGCUUUGAGUCACGUGAUCAAUUCGUUCGUUUAAGAUAUUUGGUCAGCGUUUUUCAGGGAGACCAAAUCAGUUUUGAGUUCUGUACAUAGGAUGCUGCUUUCAACAGAUUGUUUGUAUAGUUUAAACACAUUGUUUGCAUGUUUUUUUCCCUUCUUAUUUCGCAUUUCCACACAUGCUAAUAUUUUAUUGUAGUCACUUCUCGUUUGUUCUUUGAAAGAGGUGAGAAAUAAUAUAUGUGCCGAUCCAUUAUUUUAGUC
Molecule: messenger RNA, 1251 nt
Organism: Zea mays
Lineage: Eukaryota; Viridiplantae; Streptophyta; Magnoliopsida; Poales; Poaceae
Exons: 1
Coding region: 81-1001 (306 amino acids)
Source: RefSeq, a predicted model, not a curated record